CUGGCCAAAAAUUCGAAGCAAACAGGCAGAACUGGAAAUAAUUUAUUUUGAGAUAAAUGUAACUGUGCCUAUUAUUACUCAGAAUUCAACACAUCGCAGGAUAUCUGUAUUAUUCCGCGUGAAACACUAUGUAAGAGCGGGGGAAUAUGCUCUAGUCGGUGAUCCAUAUGUUUAUCACGAUGAGUCCGGCUGUGCUACUAGAAAAUUGUAUGCAUUCUGCUUGCGUUGUAUCUGA
Loa loa (African eye worm) is the source of this 235-nucleotide messenger RNA. RefSeq lists its product as hypothetical. Lineage: Eukaryota; Metazoa; Nematoda; Chromadorea; Rhabditida; Onchocercidae. The record is from RefSeq and is a predicted model, not a curated record. The annotation marks the transcript as partial. The transcript is spliced from 2 exons.